Messenger RNA from Nymphaea colorata (pocket water lily), 2430 nucleotides. RefSeq names its product patellin-3-like. The record is from RefSeq and is a predicted model, not a curated record. Gene Ontology annotation, molecular function: lipid binding. The transcript has 4 exons. Bases 287 to 2095 code for a protein of 602 amino acids. Lineage: Eukaryota; Viridiplantae; Streptophyta; Magnoliopsida; Nymphaeales; Nymphaeaceae.
GGCUGUCUGCCUUCGGUGUUGUGGUUGUUUCACUAUUUUCAACGCUCGAAACCUCUCCCCUCUUUGCAUUUAAAGGGCCCCUACUCUCUCUCAAGCCCCCGGAAGCCCUCUCUCUUUCUCUCUCGUCUCUCUCUACCAUUUUCUCUAUUGGAGAAGCCUACUCUGUGAGAGAAAAUCCCUCUACAACCAUUUUCUUUCCCUUGGAAAUCUCUCUCUUUCUGUUGAUCUUCUGUUCCUGCAGGACCGGUUUCUCAGGAGGUCCUUUUUUGCCUUAGUUGGUGGUGCCAUGGCGGACGAGUGCAAGGCGCCGGUCGCGGAGGUGAAAGAGACAACGGAGGUGGCUGUGAAGGAGGCCCCUCCUGUGGAUGAGAAGGCCCUAGUAGUGGAGUCGAAGCCCGAAGUGGCGGAGGAGAAGCCCGAAGCGGCGGAGGGGGAGACAAAGCCCGCGGCGGAGGAGGCUGUUGCUGAGUCCGCGUCCUUCAAGGAGGAGACCAACGUGGUCGCGGAGCUGGAGGAUCCCCACAAGAAGGCCUUGGACGAGCUGAAGCAGCUCAUCGAGCAGGCUCUCAAGAACAACGAGUUCUUCGCACCGCCGCCGGCUCCUAAGGCGGAGGAGGCGAAGCCUGCAGGAGAAGAGGCUGUUGCUCAAACUCCACCUCCGGCGGCGGAGACCGCCGAGGUAGUGGAGGAGAAGGCGGAGGAGAAGGUGGAGGAGAAGACUGAGGUUAAGGUGGAGGAGGUAGCUGCGGAAUCCGCUAAGGUCGUGGUGGAGGAGGUCCCGCCGCCACCACCACCGGCAAAAGCAACGUCGUUGUUGGAAGUGGUAGAGCACGCGGUGGAAAAGGUACUGGGACAUGUGACACCAGCACCACCAGAGGCGGUUCCGGCACCACCGGAAGCCGCCGCUCCACCGGCGGCGCCUGCUACUGCUGAAGAGGAAGGCGUGAAGACUGUGGAAGCUAUCGAGGAAUCGGUGGUGUCAGUGACUCCCCCUCCGGCAGAGCCCGAAACGGCCGUACUACCACCGGCGGCGGAAGAGGUCUCGGAGGCGCCGGCUCCACCACCUGAGGAAGUCUUCAUCUGGGAUAUCCCGCUUCUGGGCGGGGAGCAGAGCGAUACCUUGCUGCUGAAGUUCCUCAGGGCGAGGGACUUCAAGGUGAAGGACACGCUUGAGAUGAUCAAGAAGACGGCGCGCUGGCGUAAGGAGUACAAGGCGGACGAGCUCCUCGAGGAGGACCUCGGAGGCAAGAGCUUCGAGAAGGCUGUGUUCAUGCAUGGCACCGACCGGGACGGCCAUCCCGUCUGCUACAACGUCUUCGGCGCCUUCCAGGACAAAGAGCUGUUCCAGAAGACGUUCUCUAGCGCCGAGCGAGACCACUUCCUCAGGUGGCGGAUCCAGUUCCUGGAGAAGGGAAUUAGGCAGCUCGACUUCAGCGAGAAUGGCAUCUCAACCAUUGUUCAGGUCACCGAUCUGAAGCACUCUCCUGGUUUGCUCAGCCGGGAGCUUCAGGUCACCAAAAAGGCCCUGGAAGUCCUACUUGACAACUACCCUGAAUUGGUCGCUAAACAGGUUGUGAUCAAUGUUCCAUGGUGGUAUCUGGCUUAUACUAGGGUGUUCAACACCAUUUUCACUCCCAGGACUAAGAGCAAGUUUGUGUAUGCUGGACCUUCUAGAUCGACUGAAACCCUCUUCAAAUAUAUAGCACCAGAACAAGUUCCAGUGGAGUACGGAGGGUUAAGCAAAGCGGAAGACUCGGAAUUCUCCACCGCCGAUGCUGUGACGGAUUUGUUCGUGAAGCCGACUUCUCCCCACACUAUUGAGAUCCCAGUUACUGAGGUCUGCACUCUUGUUUGGGAGCUUCGAGUUCUCGGCUGGGACGUGAGCUACGGCGCCGAGUUUGUGCCUGACGCAGAAGAUGGAUACACAGUCAUCAUUCAGAAGACGAGGAAGGUUGCCGCCACAGAUGAACCUGUCAUCCGGAAUUCCUACAAGAUCGGCGAGUCUGGCAAGGUGAUUCUCAAAAUUGAGAACGCCACUUCCAAGAAGAAAAAGCUCCUAUACAGAUUUAAGACUAAGGUUGCAGAGUCGAACUGAUCAGAAGAAGGGCGCUGAGGGGAAAUGAUGACAGGCUGAGUUCUCAUACUCGGUCUGUUGAAUAGCACUUGGAGAUUGAAAUUUGUUAUUUUGUUAUUCGUUCUUUUUACUUCUCUUGCUUUCGCGCUAUUUUUGUCUAGAUGGGUGUUGGUCUGUGAGAUGGUCGCCGGGAAUUGAAGAAACUGUGGGAAGGAGAAACGAAAGAAGAUUGUGUAUUUACCGUGUGUACAUGUCUCUGUUGGUCCUUUGCUAUUCUUUUGCCUUCAAUUUAUGAAUAUGAGUGUACAAGUGUUAGAAAUUGUCAAAAAACUGAUGGUACAGAUAAAUUUUGUUUA